AUGGGUACUUGCACAUCAACGACAAGACAUCGGCAGAAAGAUCAUCAACAACUGCAUAGACGAAUUCCAUUGAAGAACUCAUUUACACUUGAUAGUAAACAAAUUUUGCUUUUACCAGUAAAUCGAUUUCCAAAUAAUCAUCAACCUCAACGUUCACAUCCUUCGACAUCGAAUUUCGAUGUUCAAUCGUCUUCAUUAAAAGAUCCUAUUUUUCAUCCAAUUAAUUCGAACAGUUUAAUACAAUUAUAUUUACCAAAUAUAAACAAUUCAGAUAGAAGCAGUUGGAUGUCAUCCUCAUCGUUUGUAUCACAUGUUCCAACUCGUAUUCCACUGGCAAAAAGUCGAUUGUCUACUCAACAAACACAAUCAUCAACAGGACAUUUACCAUCUAAAAAUGUUGCCACUACAGUUGGUACAACUAAUCAACCAGUUUUGACUCGACCAAUGUCAACAACAAAUCGUGCACCACCUACUUCAACUGUACCAAAUAGCGCACAACAUCGACCUGGUUUUAUACCACGACCCAUAGCAUCCGGUUUACAACAAGCACAAACACCAUCACUUGUAACACGUAGUCGUUCAGUUAGUCCAUCAUCAACGAUAAGUGUUAACUCUGCUUCAACUACUGUUUCUCAACGUUUAACAAAAACUCAAACAAUACCAAAAACGACAACAAAUCGAUCAGUUCCUUCUUCGUCUUCAAAUAUUAAUCAAUCAUCUAAAUCUAAAAUAGUUUCUUCUUCUCACAACACUAAAGAUUCCGUGCCAUCCAAAUUGACAAUAUCUAAUCGUUUGCGUUCAAACGCACCUUCACAAAUUUCAACAGCAUCAUCAUCUUUAUCUACGCCUACUGUUCCGCCUACAAAAACAAAUGUUAAUGCGAUUCGUGAUCGAUAUAAAUCAUCAAAACGUAUACCUUUCUAUGGAAGACGUACUUCAAUACCUAAUUCGCAUAGAUCUCCUUCAGCAAUAAAAGAAGAUAAAAACGAAACAACAUCUACUGAUGAACAUACAACAAAUAGUCCAAUUUAUCAUCAAACUGAUGAUUUGAAAACUGACUCCUCUCAACAAGCGUCUUCUUCACAUGGUGACUCUGCUUACGCCAGUGUAACACCACCUGUAAAUCGUUUACCAUCUGUACACUAUUCUCAAAUUAAUCGACAACGACAACGAGCGCCAAGUACAUUAUCAUCAUCGUCACAUUCAUCCGACGUAUUACAUAAUGAUGCAUUUCUUGACGAUGAAAAUUGUAGUCUAAAGUCAGAUGAUUUAAUCUGUGACUAUGAUGAUACAUUAACACUUGAAUCUGUUAGUAAAAAUGAACGAACAGACUCAUUUUCAUCGACGUCAUUAUCUAUUGAAAUAAAUAAAAAAUCAUCCAUGCCAACAUCAAUUACAGUAGUAAAACCAACUGCUCCAUUAUUACAGUCAGCGUCCAAAGAAAAUCGACCAACAACUAUAGCAAAAAGUUCGCCGACUGAUAAAAUAAAUGCUAGUCUUCGAGAAUCACUCGAUGAAUUGACGCAAUUGAGUAAUCGAAUGGAUAAUGCAAUGGACGGUGAACAUAAUCGAAGAUUAUUAGCACGUUCAGUUUCAUUAAAACCACCGGCAACUUCAUUGCCACCACGUGAAGAUGGUGAACAAAUUAUAAUGGAUAUUGAAGCCUAUCGACAAGUAAUGAAAGAUGUUACGGUUGUUAAGACGAUUUUUCAUCAACUUGAUCGAUUACUAAAACAUUCAGAUGGUACUAAUAUGACGGAUUCAAUGAUUGGUUCAUUUCAUGAAACUAUGCUCGGCUCAAGACAUUAUUCAACGAGUAGUAUGGAUGGUAAUCUACGAAAUUCAAUUGAUGAAAAUUCUACUUAUGAUGAUUUAGUGAAAGAAAUUAUUAUAUUACGUAAAGAAAGAGAACAAGAUAAACAAACAAUUAGAUUAUUACAAGAUCAAAUGUAUAAAUAUUCCAGUCAAACAAACGUUUAA
This is a messenger RNA of Rotaria socialis, 1980 nucleotides long. Lineage: Eukaryota; Metazoa; Rotifera; Eurotatoria; Philodinida; Philodinidae. The record is from the annotation of a GenBank genome assembly.